AUGGCACCUCAAGCCCCUCUCCAUGGCCCAUCAGGAGGAGAAAGCACUUCUCGAUCCUCCUCACUAUCGACCAUCAACUCUGUGAGUGUCCAAGCCGCCGUUUCAAGCUCCGCCACCACACCCAGCCUACUAGGCCAGGGCCAAGGACCUGUCUACACUGCCAACGACAGGGAGAUCAACCUAGCCCUGGUCGCCCAGCAUUUCCAGUGCACCCGAGCUGCCGCCCAGGACUUCCUCCGCAACGGCAUCACCCCCGCCCCCGUCUUUCCUUUCUUCCCAUCCGACACGACGCCGCAAGCAUUGGGUUGGUCAUCCACCACCGAAGCCGACGAUGAAAGGGCGCUUUCCACAACAGCGCAACAAUACAGUUGGAGUCAUGCCGCUAGCUAUAACGAUGUGCAUUCCGGCUCGAACGAGCCGGUGCCAUUCACAUCAAUUGAGGAAGAAAAGGCGUGGGACUUUUGCGAAGGAUUUCGCCACACGCGUUACAAAGGGAGCAUCUCGAGGGCGGUGUCCCUCUACUACAUGUGGGUUUCGGGAUGGGAGUUGGAUACUGCGGUAAAUUUAUUUAUGGACGACUUUGCGAGGCGUAGGACUGGGCAGGGCCCACCAGGGCUUGGGUAA
Molecule: messenger RNA, 624 nt
Organism: Bacidia gigantensis
Lineage: Eukaryota; Fungi; Ascomycota; Lecanoromycetes; Lecanorales; Ramalinaceae
Exons: 1
Coding region: 1-624 (207 amino acids)
Source: RefSeq, a predicted model, not a curated record